CAUCACGAUGUCGUUCCAGGUCAAGAAAAUCUCCACAAAGCCCUACGAUGGCCAGAAGCCGGGCACGUCUGGUCUCAGAAAACGUGUGAAGGUGUUUCAGCAGGAGCACUAUACAGAGAACUUCAUCCAGGCCAUAUUCGACUCUAUCGACGCCAAGGACCAGACUUUGGUCAUUGGUGGUGACGGUCGUUUCUUCUCCCCUGAGACCGUCCAGACCAUCCUCCGGAUCGGCUCUGCCAACGGCGUCGCCAAGUUCAUCAUUGGCCAGAACGCAAUUCUCUCGACCCCCGCCGCGUCAAACAUCAUUCGCAAGUUCAAGGCAUAUGGCGGUAUACUCUUGACUGCUAGCCACAACCCUGGUGGUCCCGACAACGACUUCGGUAUCAAGUACAACGUCUCGAAUGGCGGUCCCGCUCCAGAGAACGUCACUGACAAGAUCUUCGAGAAGACUAAGACUAUCUCCUCGUACAAGGUCAUCGAUCUGCCUCCACUCGACCUCGCCAAGCUCGGCAACUUCGAGUUCGGCCCCAGCAAGGUCGAGAUCAUCGACUCAGUCAAGGACUACGUCGAGCUCCUGGAAGCGAUCUUCGACUUCAAGCUCAUUAAGUCCUUCCUGCAGGCGAACCAAGCCAAGUUCAAGGUGCUCUUCGACGGCAUGCAUGGCGUGACGGGCCCGUACGGGCGCGCGAUCUUUGUCGACAAACUCGGCCUGCCUGCGUCGUCGGUGCAGAACGCAACGCCGCUGCCCGACUUUGGCGGCGGACACCCAGAUCCGAACCUGACGUACGCGCACGAGCUCGUCGAGCGCGUUGAGGCGGAUGAUAUCGCAUUCGGCGCUGCGUCCGACGGCGACGGCGACCGGAACAUGAUCUACGGCAAGGGCGCGUUCGUCACCCCGAGCGACAGCGUCGCAAUCAUCGCCGACUGGGCCGAGGAGGCGAUCCCCUACUUCAAGAACGGUGUCAAGGGUGUUGCGCGUUCCAUGCCCACCAGCAAACAGAUCGAGUACGUCGCAAAGAAGAAGGGCCUGAGCUGCUAUGAGGUGCCGACUGGCUGGAAGUUCUUCGGUAACCUCAUGGAUGCUGGCAAGCUUUCGAUCUGUGGUGAAGAGUCGUUCGGUACCGGCUCUGACCACAUUCGCGAGAAGGAUGGCGUCUGGGCCAUCGUUGCCUGGUUGAACAUCCUCGCAUUCGCGAACAGGGACUCGCCCAGCCAGCUUGUCGGCAUCAAGGAGCUCCUCCAGAAGCACUACGAGGUCUACGGCCGCUCCUUCUUCUCGCGUUACGACUAUGAGGAGGUCUCUUCCGAGGGCGCGCAGAAGCUCGUUGACAACAUCAACGCGCACAUCACCCAGGGCUCGCUCAAGAGCACACAGCACGCGUCGAAAAGCACAGGCCAGUCCUUCGCCGUCGCCGAGACGCUCAACUUCGACUACACGGACCCCGUUGACGGGAGCGUGUCGAGGAACCAGGGCCAAAUAAUCCGCUUCGAGGAUGGCUCCCGCGUCGUCUUCCGCCUCUCGGGCACCGGCUCGCAGGGCGCGACCGUGCGCAUGUACGUUGAGCGCUACGUCGCGCCCAGCGCGGGCGCAGUGGAGCUCGGCCGUGAUACCGCGGAGGGCCUCAAGGGCCUCAUCGAGGUUGCGCUCGAGAUUAGCAAGCUCAAGGAGUUCCUCGGCCGCGAGAAGCCCACUGUUAUCACAUAAGCAAAUGGCUGAAAUCAAGGAAGAACCAAAGGAUGUAUCAUAGUUAAACGAGGAGACAUACAAACUAGAAAUUCUUAUAGUCGGUAAUUAUAUGAAAUACAAGAGACAGCUUCGUUUCCCUCCGCGAUAGAUGUGAUCCUGACAGCGGUUUUCGUGCAGGCUAUUUUCGUGAAGGCUGUCUUUGUGGCUGGUGCUCACUUUGGCCGCGAUUGCAGAUUUCUCGUUCUUAGCGCAGAAACGUCCCAGAAAAUAUGUAUUUAUAUAAGGCUUUAGCGCUUAGCUAUCAAGUCC
This is a messenger RNA of Phanerochaete carnosa HHB-10118-sp, 1996 nucleotides long. RefSeq lists its product as uncharacterized. Bases 8 to 1705 code for a protein of 565 amino acids. Gene Ontology annotation, biological process: carbohydrate metabolic process. NCBI's taxonomy places the organism in Eukaryota, Fungi, Basidiomycota, Agaricomycetes, Polyporales, Phanerochaetaceae. The transcript is spliced from 4 exons. Gene Ontology annotation, cellular component: cytosol. The record is from RefSeq and is a predicted model, not a curated record. Gene Ontology annotation, molecular function: phosphoglucomutase activity; magnesium ion binding.